Acytostelium subglobosum LB1 is the source of this 522-nucleotide messenger RNA. RefSeq lists its product as hypothetical. The record is from RefSeq and is a predicted model, not a curated record. NCBI's taxonomy places the organism in Eukaryota, Evosea, Eumycetozoa, Acytosteliales, Acytosteliaceae. Gene Ontology annotation, cellular component: cytoplasm. Gene Ontology annotation, molecular function: calcium ion binding. The transcript is spliced from 2 exons. The coding region runs from base 1 to 522 and encodes 173 amino acids.
AUGAGAGUCUACAAGGAUAUUUUGGGUUACAACAAGGAUGAGUUGUUCUCUGAUGCUUUCGAGAUCAACGAUUUGGGAAUCGUCUACGAGGUCAAGACCAAGCAGAUCUCAAAGGACACCAACGUGAAGGUUGACACUGGAGCCAACGCCUCUGAGGAGGAGGAGGCUGAUGGAGAGGGAGGAGCCCCCAACUCAUCGAUCAUCACCGUCAACAACCUCGUCGACGGCCAGCGUCUGACCAGCACCAACUUUGACAAGAAGGGUUACAUCACCUACCUCAAGGGCUACAUGAAGGCCAUCGAGACCUACUUGGCCGAUAACAACCCAGAUCGCGUCGCUGCCUUCAAGAAGGACGCUCAGGAGUACGCCAAGACCCUCAUCGGCAACUUUGACAAGUACCAGUUCUGGCAGGGAGAGAACAUGGAUGCCGACGGAAUGGUCGCCCUCUCAUACACCAAGGACAAUGAUACCGCUGAGUACUUUAUCUUCUGGAAGGAUGGUGUCGUCUCUGAGAAGUACUAA